Triticum urartu is the source of this 978-nucleotide messenger RNA. RefSeq lists its product as uncharacterized. Lineage: Eukaryota; Viridiplantae; Streptophyta; Magnoliopsida; Poales; Poaceae. The record is from RefSeq and is a predicted model, not a curated record.
UUGCUUUACUCUUUUCGUGUUGUAAUAGUCUACCUCCUUCCUCCCGAUCCCCAUCCAUGGAUCCAUGACAUUGUAGCUCGAAUUGAUCGAUAAUGGAAGCUAGUUGAGAUAAUCGAUGAAUGAGUGUUAACAACUGAUAUCUGUGUUGUGUACUUGUGCAUACAUGCUAGGAAUCAAUCCAUCUGCUGACGAGAUGACUGAGAGCAUGCCGGCGGCACGGGUGAUUUUGCGGUCGUCCGGGAGGAAGAGGAAGCUGGAGGAGGCCAACGCAAAUCAGGGAGUGCCAGCGGUGAAGUCGCCGCCUGCAGCCCAUGGGCGCAUGGCCGGCACGGAGGCUGCGCGGGAGGCGUUGCAGGGCAUUCUCGCGGCGUCGCAGGGGUCGGUGUUCGCGGCGGCGAAGCCAUCCGACGUCGUCGCCCUGAGCCACGAAAAAGUGCUGCAGGGUUUGAAGUACGCAUGUUUCAUCCUCGGGCGCACCAUGGACCUGCAGCAGAAGGUGACCGCACGGGAGCGCGAGGAUUCCGCGGAGGCUGCGGUGUUGCGGCAGGAGCUGGAGAGGGUGAAGGCCGAGCUGGCCGAGGUCAAUGUCGCGGUUGGUCAGGUGGAGCUGGAGAACGCCGAGGGGCUGGCGGUGCAGGAGUUCCUUGCCUCCGAGGAGCACGCCGUCGAGCUCCAGGGCUACGAUGCGAAGGGGUACGAGCGCGGUGUCGAGGACACGAGGAUCGUCAUGCUCCGGCACUAUCCGCACCUCGACGGCAGGCGGUUCCUCGUGCCGCUGGAAGGGCCUCAUUGAUUGUAUCGUUGUAUCGUUGAUCGAUCCUUUUAGAAUCGGAGCUAUCCUGAAAUGUGGUAUUAUCUGAAGCACUCUGUAGUGCGGAUCUGUCGUGGAGCCCAUCAAAACUACUCGUAUUUAGCUCUUUAUUUUCUUUUGAAAAAACCAAGUACAUUGUACGAAGGCCCAAAUGCUCAACUUAGACA